UUGAUUACGCUUUUGGUAAACAGCGAUGGAUUAUACAAGAUGAGUCGCCUGUAUAUUACUCCUGAUGCCUUCUUCUUUCGAGUUCACAUUCUAGUUGUGGAUACUUUAAACUGCAGUAAACCAUGUCCAGACUUUAAACUUGGCAGUAGAUACAUUGUGAUGGGUCGGAUCUACCACAAGAGACGACAGAUUCCUGCAAACCUGCUGCAGUUCCUGCAAGGGCGCCUGCGGCCAGGGGAUGGCUUGCUUCGGAGCGGCAGCAGCUACGUGAAGAGAUUCAACAGGAAGAGGAAUCGCAAAGUACAGGCGGCUCACACCAAGUGUAGAUAA
Molecule: messenger RNA, 330 nt
Organism: Cariama cristata (Red-legged seriema)
Lineage: Eukaryota; Metazoa; Chordata; Aves; Cariamiformes; Cariamidae
Product: chromosome unknown open reading frame, human C17orf58
Exons: 2
Coding region: 40-330 (96 amino acids)
Source: RefSeq, a predicted model, not a curated record